AUGGUUUCCCAAGCGUUUGCAGGAUGGAUUUCCAUUUUCAUCGCAACUCUCGGCUUCGGAUCCCUAUUUGUGCCAGUGAAGAACUACGAGAUCUAUGAUGGCCUGGUGUAUCAAUGGUUUCAGUGCUGCGGCAUCCUGCUGGCCGGCUUGACUCAUGCCGUUUGUAUGAAUGACUGGAAUGCUAGUGGCUUGAGUGCACCAGGCUUCUAUGUGUGCCGAGAAGGUCUUCUUUCCGGAGUCUUUUUCCAGCUUGCCAAUGUCUUGGCGACCCAGUCUGUAAAACGCUUUGGCAUGGGCAACUACUUCACCACACAGAAGGUGACCAACCUGGGAGGGGCCUUUGUUCUUGGAGUUUAUGGGGAUCGAUUUGGGCUUCCGUGCAACCCGCCCAGGAGUCCACUCUUGGCACUUGGUGGGUGCUUUUGUGUCAUGCUUGGCAUGGUGCCGCUUGGCUUCACAGAGUCGGAGGAUGGCAAGGGCGAUGACAAGCGUCCUCACCUCAUCCCACCGCAGCAUUGCGAUUUGGGUGGUUACCUCAUGCUGGACGAAACCUCUGAGAUGGGAAGUGCUUUGGGCACACCCGUGUACCCACGUUCUGAGCCUGGGAGUGGUCGGGCCACACCUGUGAUUCCAGCGCGAUCGCGGCCCUCAAGUGCAGCCUGGUUUCAAGGGUUGGCUUGGUCGCUCCUUGCUGGCAUGGUAUUUGCAGUGAUCUACAUCCCCGUUCUUCCUUGGAAGCAGAGGCUGUCACAAGAGAACGUGACGUUCUCACCCUUUGACUACUUUCUUUCCAUUAGCGUCGGCCUUUUCAUGUCUUCAACAGCUUACAUGCUACUGGGAGGGGCGAUGAGGAAGUACCAGGGCAAGAAAAUGAUGAAGUCUGUGUUGCGGCCAGCCUUAUUAAAUGGCAUCAUGUGGUCAAUUGCCAGCAUGGCUCAGCUCUAUGCAUUGGCUGUGAUGCCGUAUGCAGUUGCGUACUGCCUCGUUUGCGGCGGUGAAGUUGCGGUGAGCCUUCUUUGGGGAAUCUUUGUGUUCAAUGAGGCGGCCACGCCGCACAACUUUCGAUGUACAAUGCUCGCCUUUAGCGGUGUGCUGGUUGGUGUUGUUCUUGUAGCUGCCUCAAAGUAA
Messenger RNA from Effrenium voratum, 1128 nucleotides. Lineage: Eukaryota; Dinophyceae; Suessiales; Symbiodiniaceae. The record is from the annotation of a GenBank genome assembly.